Molecule: messenger RNA, 3310 nt
Organism: Melanaphis sacchari
Lineage: Eukaryota; Metazoa; Arthropoda; Insecta; Hemiptera; Aphididae
Product: sporulation-specific protein 15-like
Exons: 7
Source: RefSeq, a predicted model, not a curated record
UAAAAUUUACAAAUUUGGUGCCUAUCUAAUUUUUUUUCGUCCAUCAGGUUCUAUAAUACUAGUACAAUUAUGAAUAUCGAAUAGGAGAAUGGACAAUGAACAUUAUUUUUUGUAGUCAAUAGUGGUUAAUUAUUGAACUAGAAAAAAAAACAUUUACCUGCCGUGUUAUUUUUAUAACAAAAUAAUAAAUAAACAGAAGGAAAUUCCAUACUGGAAUUAGUGAAAUUCAUAGAUUAGAUUGACAGUUGUAGAUUGUAACUUGUGUUGUUUGUUUAUUAAUAUUUAAUAAUGAAAAUUAAAACAACCUAAGAUAUUUUUUACAACAACUAUUUUUUAGAUAAUAAUUCAUAAUUUUUGACAGUCAUAUUGUUAUGGAUUUAUGAGCUGUGGUCAAUGACCGUUAAGUUUAAGAUUGAUUUUAAAGUUUAAUGGUUUGUCUUAAAUUACUUAAAAGUUAUAAUUAUUAUACUAUAGUAGACCUACAAUAAUAAUUAUGUCCUAUCCAGAUCACUAGUAGGUAUUGUAGAUGUGUAGAAUGUUUACAAUUGUUGGUGGAAAUUAUUGAAUGUAUGAAUGCACCACUUAUCUUAGCAAGCACAAACUUUAUAACACAUAAAAUAAAGAAAUGGAAGGUAAAAAACAAGAUCAGUUGGAAAAUGAUGAAGUAAAUGAAUUUAAAUACAAAUAUGCAGAAGAAAAACAAAACAAUAAAGAAUUAGAUAAAUGUUUACUGAAUUUACAAAAUAAUAUGACCACAAUAGCUGUGGGGCAUAAAGAUCAACCCUCAAUUAAAAAAGGAGAUCAACAAAGACGACUUUGGAGUGGAAAACUCGAUAAUACAUUCUCUUCGAAUAGUGUUCUUGAAACUAUUGAAGAAAAUGAUAACAUUCAUCAAUUAAAUGAUCCAUUAGCUAACUUGGGAAAUCAAAAUAGAGAAUUGAAAACACCAUUAGAAUCAUUUGAAUGGAAUUUAAUUAGAGAAGAAGAUCCCACUGCAGUUACUGAAUUCAUAAACAAUGAAAAUACUGAACAUAAUUUCUCUCCACCUUCCAGUAUAUCAUUUAAUGUUUGUGAAACCCCUAAAAAAGUUUUAAGAGAACGUGUUAAUAAUUACAAAACUUUGUUUGAAAUUAGUAUGAAGGAAAACAACGAGUUAAGAGAAUUCACUACUCUUGAAAAACAAAUGUUUUAUGAUAAUAAUGAGCAAUUAAAAGAUUUAAGUAAUUUGAGAAAACAAGUUGACAAUCUUAAAAUUGAAAAAAAUGAAUAUGAAAAAAUGAUUGAAAAACUUAAAUAUUCAGUUCAAGUAAUUGAAAAUGAAAAAUAUGAUAUUGAAGUUAUUAUUGAAGAACAAAGAAUUAAUUUCGAGAAACGAGAAAAUGAACUUUUAGCUAUAAUUCAGGAAACAAAAAAAGAGUUAAAAUCUAAGGAAGAUCAAAUAAAAGAAAUGUAUCAGUUGAAUAAUACAUAUAUUAAUGAAAUAGAUACUUUGAAACUACAAUUGUUAAAUAAAGACCAGUUAAAUGUAGAAUUGUCUAAACAAAGUUCGCUUUUGAAUGAGUUAUCUCUUCAAAGUUACGCAGCUGAAAUUAAGUCAGUUCCUUGCGCUAUUCAAUUUUUAACUGAUGAAGGUUAUUUUAGUCUUAAAAAGUGUAAAAUAUUGGAACUAGAUCAACUAUUAGAACAUAUUUACGAUAUAGUAGAACAAUUACAACAAAAAAACCAACAUUUAAUAGAUGAAAAUAAUAAUUUUAAAUUAAUAACAAAUGAUUUUAAUAUUCAAAUGAAUAACAUAAAAAAAGAAAAUGAUGAAUUGAGAUUAAAACUAAAUUCAAUUGAGGAAAAAAUUAAAUUUACCAUUAAAGAAUUUAGUGGUAGUUCUGAUAUAAAUAUUAAUAAUUCUGAUACAGGUAGUUUAAUUGAUUUUGCUGUAAAUCAUUUUGAAGAAAAUUCAAACAAGAUUGAUAUACUGUCCAACAAGAACUUAAUUUUAAAAGAAAAAUUGUUUUUAUCAAACAUAAAACUCAGUGAAAUAAUAUCAUUUGUAUUUAAUAAUCUUGAGUAUAUUCUUCAAGAUAUUUCUUCUUUGAAAGUUGAAUCAAGUACAGAAUUAGAAAAAUACAAAAAAGAAUUUUCUGAAACUCUAGAAGAAAACCUAUUUUUAAAAUCAAGUAUUCAAGCAUUCAAUAUAUUAACAUUUGAAUGUGUUGAUUUAAUUGAAACAGUACAGAUAAAUCAAUCAAAAAUUAUAAAUCUUCAAAAAGAACUUACUACCUGUAAUGAUGUUAAAAAUGAAUUACAACAACAAGUUAAAGAACUAUGCAUAUUGAACACAAAUCUUAAUACAUUAAUUGGAAAUCAAAUUAAAAUUGAAAAACAAAUCAAAGAUGAAUUGAAUGAUACUAAAUUUGAACUUUCCCUAAAAAAUAAAGAAUUAGAAGAAAAAAGAAUUCCUAUCAAUUUGGAAAAUGAAAAUGAAAUUUGUAAUGAAUUACUGGUAAAAAAAACUCAAGAGUUAGAAAUUGCAGUUUCACAAGUUAAUGUUUUGCAAUUAGCUAUUGAAGAAAUGAAAACAAAAGCAAACUAUGAAGCUACUUUUAUUGAAAGACUAAAUAAUACACUGGAUAUUGUUAAAUUUGAACUGGGAGAAAAAUCUAAAUUUGAGAAUGAAUUUGAAAAUAAUAAAUCAGAAGCAACAAUUUUUAAUAAUCUAGAAACAAUUCAUGAACUAAAAAAGAUUAUUACCAAACUUAAAUCUGAAUUAGAAAAUAAGUUAAUCAAUGAAAAAGCUUUGAAUAAUGAAUUACAAAUUAUUAUGGUAGAAUUGGAUGAUGCAAUUGUCAAAAUUGAUAAAGUAAAAUCACUAAUUGACAUUUUGAAUGCAAAAGACGAAUCCAAUAUUUCUACUAUAGAAGAGCUAAAAUGUGAACUUGUAAGUAUUAAAUCUACUCUUAAUGAAAAUAAUGAGUUAAUUAGAAAAUUAGAAGACAUUAAUUUAGAACUUUUAACUAAAUGUAAAAAUUCUGAUCAAUUAAACAAAAUUAUCACUGAACUUAAAAUAAAUCUGGAAAACAAAAUUAAUGUUGAAAAUGAAAUACGAGAUGAACUUAAAAUAAAAACUAGUGAAUUAGAGCAUGUUAUGCUUCAAAAAAGUGAAGUUCAGACUAUGACAGAAAGUAUGGAGAAUGAAAUAAAAUCAAAUGUUAUUUUAAUAGAUGAAUUGAAAUCUGAAUUAUCUAUAAAAUCAAAUUUAUUAACUAAAUUAGAAAAUGCAAAUCUUGAAUUUAUUUCAAAAUGUGAUAAAACAAAU